CCAACAUAAUCAUGGCGGUGGAGAUUGGUGUGGUAGAAGAACCCUGCGGCGGCCGGCCAUAUGUUUUUGGGUUUUGAAACAAAAAAACAUCCAGCUCUCGCGCCUCUCAUCCUAAAAUGGCGGCUGUUGAACCAGUUUGUGGUGGAGCAAUAGAUUCAGUUGGUCCCUUUGCCCCAAAAUGGAAACCAUCAAAAUCCCUCUCAUUCAGAAUGCAUCGUCCUUCACUCUUCUCAGUUCGAGCUACUCAGUUAUCCGAUGACAACGACAAAGCCUUCAAAGAACUAGGUAUGUUCUCAUUGAGAAAGAAAAUCGAAGCUGCUGUUGACCGAGCUGAAUUGUUAGCGCCAAUGGCUUUAGAGCGUGAAGAAGCUAGACGCAUUAAGCAAGAAGAAAGGGUACGUGGGCAUGACUUGUGGAAUAAUGUACAUCAAUCAAGUGACCUUCUUGUUAAGUUAGCUAACAGUACUAAAGUAGUUGAAGCUCUCAAAGACCUAACUUACAAGGCUGAAGAAGCUAAGUUGAUAACUCAGCUUGUGGAUUUGGAUGCUAUAAAUUAUGGGUUUUUCAGACAAGCUUACACUGCAUCUUUAGAUGUGAGCAAAUUGUUGGAUGAGUAUGAGUUGUCUAAUCUUCUAAGAGGGCCAUUUGAUAAUGAAGGGGCUUGUGUGAAGAUUGAAGCUGGAACUAUGGGCUUCCAAUCAGAGAUAUGGGUAGAGAAGCUACUAAAGAUGUAUACAAAAUGGGCUGAGAAACAAGGAUUUAAAGGAAGAAUAGUUGAGAAAUGUCUUCUAGCUGAUGGUGGUAUAAAAUCGGUGGAAAUAGAGUUCGAAUUCAAGUACGCUUAUGGCUAUCUUUUGGGUGAAAGAGGCGUUCACAGCAUGAUAGGCAGUUUUCCAGAGACAUCUUCUCCCCAUAUGGUUAGUUUGGCUGCAGUGGAUGUCAUUCCUUUAUUUUUAGAGACGAGUCCUGACCUGCUUAUUAAUGACGAGGAUCUUGAGAUUUCAUCGCUUUCUUCACGGGCAAAGAAUAAUCAUAUUGGAAGUGCUGUUUCCAUUCAUCACCUCCCAACCGGUCUAAGGGUUAAGUCAUCAGGGGAAAGAAGCUGUUUUGCGAACAAAAUGAAGGCAAUUAACAGGCUGAAAGCGAAACUCCUAGUGAUUAUGAGAGGACUGGGAUUAUCGGACGUGAAAAGCGUAGAAAGAAAUGCAAUUGGUGGGGUAUGGGAGGAGCAGGCUAGACGUUACGUUUUUCAUCCAAACAAGAUUGUACAAGAUGUAAAAACGGGUACCCAAUUGAAUGACUUGAACUUUGUUUUAGAUGGGAAUUUUGAACACUUCAUUGCAGCUAGUAUCAAUUGCAGACAGACCUAAUAAUAACAUAUAUAUGUUUGUUUGUUAGUUGAUUGUGGGUGCUUUCUUUUUA
Molecule: messenger RNA, 1422 nt
Organism: Impatiens glandulifera
Lineage: Eukaryota; Viridiplantae; Streptophyta; Magnoliopsida; Ericales; Balsaminaceae
Product: peptide chain release factor PrfB3, chloroplastic
Exons: 6
Coding region: 117-1370 (417 amino acids)
Biological process (GO): translational termination
Molecular function (GO): translation release factor activity
Source: RefSeq, a predicted model, not a curated record